This is a messenger RNA of Amaranthus tricolor (Joseph's coat), 1628 nucleotides long. Its product is annotated as serine/threonine-protein kinase STY13-like. Gene Ontology annotation, molecular function: protein kinase activity; ATP binding. Gene Ontology annotation, cellular component: plasma membrane. The coding region runs from base 378 to 1469 and encodes 363 amino acids. NCBI's taxonomy places the organism in Eukaryota, Viridiplantae, Streptophyta, Magnoliopsida, Caryophyllales, Amaranthaceae. The transcript is spliced from 6 exons. The record is from RefSeq and is a predicted model, not a curated record. Gene Ontology annotation, biological process: protein phosphorylation.
GGGAUUUGGAUUUUUAGAUUCAAAAAAUAUAUACUUCUAUAAAGAGUUUAAGAAUGGAGAGAGGAAAAAGGAAUGAAGGCAUUAAAGGAGACAGCGUAGAUGAAGUCAAAUUUGAGGCACUUCCAUGUGCUCUCCUCACAUGCUUGACCAACUCUUGUUCUUCUCAACUGUGUCUGUGUGUGGUACUCAUUACUCAAUACUCAAUAAUCAUCUGUCUGUGUCCAGAACCCUACUGAUUCCUUAUUAUUUUCUCUCCUUAUAUUCAUCAAUUAAUCCAUUCCUGAUUCCUGAAUCCUGAAUCCUGAUUGAGAAACCAAAUCACUAGAAAGCCAACACCUUCAUGUGUUUAUAGUUGAAAUUCAAUAAUCAAGAGAAAAAUGAAAGAGGGAGGAGAUAGUCAUAGUGGUGGAUUUGUUAGGGCAGAUCAGAUUGAUCUGAAAAGCUUAGAUGAGCAGCUAGAAAGGCAUCUUAGCAGGGCAUUAACCAUAGAAAAGAACAAGAAAAAAGAACCAGAAAGCACUCAAAGCCAUGAUUGGGAGGUCGAUGCUUCCAAGCUUAUUAUCAAAGCUGUCAUUGCUCGUGGUACUUUUGGCACCGUUCAUCGUGGCAUUUACAACGCUCUCGAUGUCGCCGUUAAAUUGCUUGACUGGGGUGAAGAGGGUCAGAGAACGGCUGCUGAAAUUGCGUCUCUCAGGGCAGCCUUUACACAGGAAGUUGCUGUGUGGCACAAGCUUAACCACCCCAAUGUUACCAAGUUCAUUGGGGCAAAGAUGGGGUCUUCAGGGCUACAAAUACAAACAGAAAGUGGUCUAAUCAGCAUGCCUAGUAAUAUCUGUUGUGUUGUUGUGGAAUAUCUACCUGGGGGUGCCCUGAAGAACUAUCUCAUUAAGAAUCGAAGAAAGAAGCUAGCUUUCAAGGUUGUUCACCAGUUGGCGCUUGAUCUUGCUAGUGGGUUGAGCUAUCUCCAUUCUCAGAAGAUUGUUCAUAGAGAUGUAAAGACAGAGAAUAUGCUGUUAGACAAAUCAAGGACUCUGAAAAUAGCAGAUUUUGGUGUUGCCCGGGUUGAGGCGUCAAAUCCUAGUGAUAUGACUGGAGAGACUGGAACACUUGGUUAUAUGGCCCCUGAAGUUUUAAAUGGGGAUCCAUAUAACAGGAAAUGUGAUGUGUACAGUUUUGGCAUCUGUUUGUGGGAAAUAUAUUGCUGCGAUAUGCCAUAUCCCGACCUCAGUUUUUCAGAGGUGACUUCUGCUGUGGUUCACCAGAACCUACGGCCAGAAAUACCAAGAUGUUGCCCAAGUUCAUUGGCAAAUGUGAUGAAGAAAUGCUGGGAUGCAAAUCCUGAUAGACGCCCCGAAAUGGACCAAGUAGUUUCCAUGCUGGAGGCGAUUGACACAUCGAAAGGAGGAGGUAUGAUUCCUGUUGAUCAGCAGCAAAGUUGCUUAUGCUUUCGCAGACGUCGAGGACCUUGAUAGCUGGCUAUUAGAAAAACCUAUUUUAGGCUAAAAAAUUGUAGUUUGGAUACUGGUCAUGGCCUUAUGGUUUGCUAGAAAUAACAGCCAACUUGUAAUUAUAGUGAAAAGUGAAAGUGUUGCGAGUAUUUACAGAGGAGAAAGAACAUUUUACCUGAA